CUAAAAGCUUGGCUUGUUAGCGCCUGGCGCAGCAUCAAACGCUGACCUCCGCCGCCAAAGCUUGGGUUUUUCUCACUCCGCGAACCUCCCACCCUCAACUUCAACAUCGGAGGUUCCCACUCGCCGUCCCGUCUCGAUGGCGUUAAAUAUGGCAGUUUCUGGCGCCGUUCCAGAUGCCAUCUCAGAAAAGAAGCAAGACGAUGCACAACACAACCUCGAAGCCGGGAGCACACGCAUCGAACCCUGCCCCGUCGCCUAUCCCCCAGAUGCUGAGGAGAAAGAUGGCUCGGUGGAGAUCAACUACCACACCCUCACGUGGUGGCAAGCCGGAGUCGUCAUGAUCGCCGAGACGGUGUCGCUGGGUAUUUUGUCGCUCCCCGCCGUCGUGGCAACGCUCGGCCUGGCGCCCGGAAUCGUCGUCAUGGUGGUCAUGGGCGUGCUGUCGACGUACGCGGGGCUCGUCAUGGGCGAGUUCCGGAAACAGUAUCCCUGGGUGCAGAGCUUCGGCGACGCCGGCGAGGUCAUGGGCCGGUCGAUCGGCAUGGGCAAGGCGUUCCAGGAGGUGUUUGGCUGGGCGCAGACCAUCUUCCAGAUUUUCGUCAUGGGCAGCCACCUGCUGACGUGGACCAUCUGCAUGAACACGCUGACCAACAGCGCGGCGUGCACCAUCGUGUGGGGGGUCGUCGGCCUGGCCAUCUUCUGGGCGCUCAACACGCCGCGCACGCUGAAGGCGGCGGGCUGGUACUCGUUCGUGUCGUUUGCCUCCAUCUUCAGCGCCGUCAUGGUCACCAUGGUCGACGUGGCCAUCGAGAAGCCCAUCGGCACGACCAGCUUCGAGGUGUCGCGCGCCAUCGGCUUCACGUCGGCCUUCCUGGCCGUCACCAACAUCGCCGUCGCCUUCAGCGGCCACUCGUGCUUCUUCGCCGUCAUGUCCGAGCUCAAGCAGCCCAACGACUGGCCCAAGGCGCUGAUGCUGCUGCAGGUCUGCGACACGGUGCUCUACAUCGUCGUGUCGGUGGUCAUCUACAUCUACGUCGGCCCGGGCGUGCCCUCGCCCGCGCUGUCGGCCGCGGGUUCCGCCGUCGUCCGGAAGGUCAUCUGGGGCAUCGCCAUCCCGACGAUUGUCAUCGCGGGCGUCAUCUACGGCCACGUCGCGGCCAAGUACAUCUUUGUGCGCGUCUUCGCCGGCACCAAGCACGUGGCCAAGCGCACGAUGCUCGGCUGGCUCGGCUGGCUCGGCAUCACGGCGGCCAUCUGGGUCGUCGCCUGGGUCAUCGCCCAGUCCAUCCCCGUCUUCAGCAACCUGCUCGGCCUGGUGUGCGCCCUGUUCGCCAGCUGGUUCUCGUACGGCAUCCCCGGGUCGCUGUGGCUGUGGAUGUACUACGGCGAGUGGUUCACGAGCCCCAAGCGGAUCGCCCAGUUCUCGCUCAACGCCCUGCUGAUGCUGGUCGGCCUGAUCCUGUGUGCCCUGGGCUUGUGGAGUUCGGGAGAGGCCAUUGCGAGGGAUUCCGGGACGGAUCCCUGGAGUUGCAAGAGCAAUGCCGCGUAGUUACUGGUUACUAUAUACCCCUGUUGAUGAUGUUUUUCUAAUGAGAUACCUACUACAUGUUCCGCCUUUUGUGCUUCACGUUCACCAAGUCAGCCUGAUGGUGAGCCUAAUAAGCCA
Molecule: messenger RNA, 1666 nt
Organism: Chaetomium strumarium
Lineage: Eukaryota; Fungi; Ascomycota; Sordariomycetes; Sordariales; Chaetomiaceae
Product: transmembrane amino acid transporter protein-domain-containing protein
Exons: 2
Coding region: 137-1549 (470 amino acids)
Biological process (GO): amino acid transmembrane transport
Molecular function (GO): L-amino acid transmembrane transporter activity
Source: RefSeq, a predicted model, not a curated record